AUGGAAUAUGGUGGGGCAGAGGCAACGAUUGAUUCCGUGGCAGGCGCGGCUACUGUUGAUGAAUCAUUGCAAUACCGUGCAAUCCUCCAUUUUGAUCUUAAAGCAGGGAAUAUAUUUUUGGCCGAACGCGAUGAAAAUCAUAAAGAAACACCAGUUGCUAAGGUUGGUGAUUUUGGAGGAUCUUACCCUGUAACUGCAAGUGGCACAAAAGACUACUCCAAAAGGAUGGAAAUGAGGAGAGUGCUUGGAACUAGUAGAUUUUAUGCGCCAGAACAGUUUAGCAAUCGAUAG
This is a messenger RNA of Mollisia scopiformis, 291 nucleotides long. RefSeq lists its product as uncharacterized. Gene Ontology annotation, molecular function: ATP binding; protein kinase activity. The coding region runs from base 1 to 291 and encodes 96 amino acids. The transcript has 4 exons. The record is from RefSeq and is a predicted model, not a curated record. Gene Ontology annotation, biological process: protein phosphorylation. NCBI's taxonomy places the organism in Eukaryota, Fungi, Ascomycota, Leotiomycetes, Helotiales, Mollisiaceae.